Cucumis melo (muskmelon) is the source of this 1940-nucleotide messenger RNA. Its product is annotated as ADP-glucose pyrophosphorylase large subunit. Gene Ontology annotation, biological process: glycogen biosynthetic process. Gene Ontology annotation, molecular function: glucose-1-phosphate adenylyltransferase activity. Lineage: Eukaryota; Viridiplantae; Streptophyta; Magnoliopsida; Cucurbitales; Cucurbitaceae. The record is from RefSeq and is marked validated.
CCGCCUUCUUCAUCAUCACUCACAUUUUUCACUCCCUUUUCCCCUUUCUCUCUUCUUCUGCUUUUGAUCCGUUUCCUCUUUUGAGAUAUGGUUGCGAUGGAUUCCUGCUUUGUGUCUUUGAAAUCCAAUACCCAAUUGAUGAAGGGUAAUUGGGGAGGUUUGGAUCGUUGUGAGAAUGGAUUUAUGGAGAAAGUUAGAGGAGGUUUUAAUGAAAAUGUUUGGAUUAAGAGUUUGAAAUAUGAGAAGAAAGCUUUGAAGCUUACCCCAAAUGUUGCUUAUGCUGUGGCUACGCCUAAUGUUUCAAAGCAGCCUAUGACCAUUCAAGUUCCAACAGUUCCUAAAGUAAAAGCGAAUCCCAAAAAUGUUGCUUCAAUCAUAUUGGGAGGGGGUGCUGGGACUCACCUGUUUCCGCUUACUAAAAGAUCGGCAACGCCCGCUGUUCCAGUUGGAGGAUGCUAUAGGCUUAUAGAUAUUCCAAUGAGCAACUGCAUCAACAGUGGGAUCAACAAAAUAUUUGUGCUUACCCAGUUCAACUCUGCUUCUUUGAAUCGUCAUAUCUCGCGGACAUACUUUGGAAAUGGUGUCACUUUUGGGGAAGGAUUUGUGGAGGUUCUUGCAGCCACACAAACAUCUGGGGAAUCCGGUAUGUACUGGUUCCAAGGAACUGCAGAUGCUGUGAGACAAUUUAUUUGGGUAUUUGAGGAUGCCAAGAACAGAAAUGUUGAGAACAUUCUAAUUUUGGCAGGGGAUCACAUGUACAGAAUGGACUAUAUGGACUUUGUUCAGAAUCACAUUGAUCGCAAUGCUGAUAUUUCAAUCUCGUGUGCAGCUGUGGAUGACAGCCGCGCAUCAGACUACGGAUUGGUGAAAUUAGAUAGUAGAGGUCGAAUUAUCCAGUUUUCUGAAAAGCCAAAGGGUGCCAAUUUGAAUGCAAUGCGAGUAGAUACAACUUCAUUUGGUCUGUCUCGGGAGGAGUCUUUGAAGUCUCCUUACAUUGCAUCAAUGGGAGUUUAUGUUUUCAAAACGGAUGUUUUGCUAAACCUUUUGAAGUGGAGAUAUCCUUCAUCUAAUGACUUCGGCUCUGAAAUCAUUCCUGCAGCUAUAAAGGACCACAAUGUCCAAGCAUUUAUGUUUAGAGAUUAUUGGGAGGACAUUGGAACAAUAAAGACUUUCUAUGAUGCAAACUUGGCCCACGGAAGAGUUUCUAAGUUUGAAUUUUAUGACCCCAAGACACCUUUCUAUACGUCUCCUCGAUUCUUACCGCCGACCAAGAUCGACAGGUGUCAGAUUGUCGAUGCAAUAAUCUCACAUGGAUGCUUUUUGAGAGAAUGUAGUAUCCAACAUUCGAUAGUCGGUGAACGGUCAAGAUUAGACUAUGGUGUUGAACUUAAGGAUACGAUAAUGAUGGGUGCAGACAAUUACCAAACCGAACUUGAAAUUACAGGUCUGCUAGCAGAGGGAAAAGUCCCUGUAGGGAUUGGACCAAACACGAAAAUCAGUAAGUGUAUAAUCGAUAAGAAUGCAAAAAUUGGGAAGGAUGUUAUCAUUAUGAACAAAGAUGGCGUCCAAGAAGCAGAUCGGCCUGAACAGGGAUUCUACAUUCGCUCGGGAAUCACCAUUGUAAUGGAAAAGGCAACAAUCGAAGAUGGCACCGUUAUAUGAACAGAACUCAAAAUCCUCAAUCUUGGUUUGGAAGACAUGUUAGAGGAGGAAGGAAAAUGGUGUGAAGUUGGCUUUCAUGAGACUGCCUAAACUGUGGCAGCUGAAGAAUCAGCAUUGUAGCUUGAGAAAAAGGAGAAAGGAUUUGAUUAUGGAGAUUGAGUUUAAAGCUUCUUUUCAGAUCUUUAGAGAUAGCUUUUAAGAGGUUCGACAAAAAGGAAGUUCCACAUGGAGAAGAGAGUCUAAAUCUUUAGUGUAAUUCUGUUCAAUAAGAAUGGCUA